UGGCAACCCGCUGUCCGCGCUGUCUGGAGUCAGAACCACUGCUAGAAAGCAGACGUGGGCCAAUCGCGAUGUGUGCGUAGCACGCCGCAAUACAUUUACCUUGGGUCUUCUAUUAUUAUUAUUCGCCCGUGUCUGUUCAGACGAAGUCUGAUUGCUCUUUGCAUUGUGAUGCUCAUAUUGUGUGUCCGUGUGUAAUUCUUUAAUUUUUUUUCUUUGAGCUGCUGUCACUUGUAUUACUUUUUCCUGAAACUAUCAUCUACUUGGUGAAAGCCUAUCUGGAAUAAAUGGAUCGUACUUUAUUUAUCUGUAUUAGCAAAUUCAACAAUUUAGUCUGAUUUGUAAGCAGCAGAAUUCUGUAAGUCAGUAACUGCAGAGAAUGUUUAAUAGAGUCUAAAAUACUGUGACAACAAGGGUCCGAUAUCGUAGAAGACCGUAUCGUCUACAUGGCGUUCUGCCGAAAACCGUUGGCCGAGGAUAGUUGAAAAAUUGUCUAAACGACACCGCGUAUAUUAACUGCCUGUGAUACCGUAAUCGGUUUGUUCAGCCUCCCAGGAGUGCAAGUUCGGUAGAGAGCGCCGAACCGUGUAUUGAAGUGCGCUAAAGUGCUUACGUGUGUAUCAGUGUACCUUUGUUUAUUCGCAAUGAUGCCGUGGAUUCUAUGGUGUGUGUUACUUUGUGAUCUACUCGUCGGAACCUUUACUCAGAAAGACCAUCAUCGUGACCAGCAUCAUCACAACUAUGAACGUCACAUAUACAGCAAAGCGGACCAUAACAAUGAUCAGGGCUAUAUUGAAAACAAGAAUCAGGGUUACGCAGAAGUUCGUGACCUUAAAGUAGGUGAUCCUAGGAAACCUAGCGAAGCUCAGGCUGAAAAUGAGAGUGCCACUCAUGGCGAUAACGAUGAGGAGGCAGCUGGAUUUAUUGAGGAAGAAACCACCACACUCGCGCCAGGAGCUACGACCGUUGCAGACAUCGAAGCAUGGCUAGGAGAACAAGUCGAGACACAGUUCAGGAAAAGCCUACCCGUAUUGGCCCGUUUCAACGGAGAUCCGAACGUCACCAUCGACUGUACCGCAGCUCUCAUUAAGUUUAUGCUUUCACUGAAGAAAUUGCAGCCAUGGGCCAUACGAAUGAUGGAUGCCAUGGGCAAGCCAUCAUCGGGUCUUGCCUCAGGAACGAUCGCCGAUCUUGGCAACUAUGACCAGUGUCUUGCAGUGGAAGCUCCAGAUGGUGACCAGGACAUCGAUUUUACUGGUCAAUAUUGCACCCUUUACCUGAAUCCCAGGAACGUGCCAUUCCUCAAGAAGAUCAUUUACCGUUUCCAAGAAAAUGGUGAAUAUGUUGGAAGGGCCGACCCCUUAAAAUGGCUUAGUCAGGAUUUGUUCCUUGGUAUUCGGAUAGGAAUCUGUAUUCCAUCGAAGUGUAGCGGCGAUGAGAUAGAAUACAUGAUCCACACUUUAUUGGGAAAAUACGGGGUAAAGCCGACUGUUACUGGCUGUGAACUAUUGCCGCAUACGGAAAAAGCACCACUUACUCAAACGCAAGCAUGCAUGCUCGCUCUGAUUGCAUCCUUUACAAUCAUAAUCAUUUUUGCAUCGCUAUCAGAAUACUACAUGAUCCGGAAGAAAGGCCAGAGGGAUCGUUCAGUGAGUAAGGCAUACGCGAUAUUGCGGUGCUUCUCGGCUGUGGAGAAUACUCGCAAGCUGCUCUCGACUAAGGCGGCGAUCGAUUCAGAUGCUUAUCGCCUCAGGUUUAUUCAUGGCCUAAGAUUUUUCAGCGCCUCCUGGGUCAUCCUCGGUCACACGUACUUUCUUAUAAUUCCCACGUCGCUGGCCGAAUCGCUAAACAUCAUUAAACUACAGGAGGAUAUCUGGUUUUGUCUCAUCGGCAAUGCGUUUCCCUGCAUCCAAACUUUCCUAUUCAUGUCCGGUUUUCUUCUGUCCUACAAUGUCCUCAAGUAUCUAUCGUCGUACAAAAAAACCCUAGCAAUACCAAUUCUCCUGCUGCUGGCGCGACGAUAUAUUCGGCUGACGACACCAAUCAUAUUCUUGGUCGGCCUUUUCCUCGUCCUGCCCCGUUUCAUCUCUGGACCAAUUUAUUCAGAAUAUAAAGGAAUAGUCUUUGGAUCGUGCGAGAUUAACUGGUGGCGCGUCCUACUUCACAUCAACAACUGGGUGCCAUUUUUCGAUAUGUGUUUGGCACAUCUGUGGUACGUUAGCGUCGAUUGGCAGAUUUACUCAACACUAUGGGUGAUUCCCAUCAUUAUGUUACGGCGUAAACGAGUGGGUCUUGGCCUGUGCUGCUUUGUGAUAAUGGCGACGGCCAUUUUAGUAGGAGUCCAAACCAAGGCAAAUGGCUAUCAGCCCACGCCUAUCUACUCCGAUUUUAACGUUAAUCGGACCUUUGACGCCGGAAACGAGGUGUACUUCAAGCCAUUUGCGCACGCUGGUUCGUUCUGCGUCGGCAUCAUCACAGGUUAUCUCGUGCUUGCUUAUGGAGCGUACAAAUUAACCACGGCAGCACAAGGCACCCUGUGGGCCGCGUCAAUAGCCAUAUGUUUGCUGGUUGUCUUUGGACCGCACAAGUGGUUUGCUGGUGCUCCCCACGAGGGCUGGGAUGCAACUAUUUACGCAGCGACCCAUCGUACAGCAUGGUCUGUUGGUCUGGGUUGGCUUACGUUUGCCUGUGCCACAGGCCGUGGAGGCCUGCUCAAUGGGCUCCUGGCCUGGAAGGCGUUGAUACCGAUGAGUCGAUUAUCAUUUUCGGCUUUUAUGCUACAAACGGUUGUACUCAUAUCACGCACGAUGGUCGCCAGAGACCGUCUGGUUUUCAGCCACGAAUUUAUGAUCAAGGAUUUCUUCGCUACCUACAUGAUCACCUAUCUAUGCUCGUUUUUUAUGUACCUCUUAAUAGAAGCGCCCAUUGGCAAUCUGGAGAAAAUGCUUUUCAUGGGCAACAUAACAAAAAAAGAGACGGCGCUCUCUGGGUUUGUGAAAACAGGCUCCAAUCAGCAGGUCGAACAUGUUGUCACCAUUGAGUCGAUUCGAAAAAAAACACACCGUGCAUCAUCAUGCAGCGAUCUGAAGACUGUGCGAUUAUGAAGUUACUGCAAAUUCAGUAGUAAAAGUGGUUAAAUUGAUUUAGGCUUAAAGCCGUUUUGUAUUCGAUCCGGUAACACUUUGUAGUAUUCAUGUCUUUAUCUUCAGCAGAGUAAUAGCCCAUCACAAAGCACUUCUCUAUUGGGAAACGAGAAAUAUCAUGAACAGCGACCAAUCAAAUAAGCCAAACGGUAUCUAAUAUUUUACAGAGACGCUUAUACGAUAAGCUUCAUUCGAGCCAUAAUCGGCUCAAAAGAUCGUUUAAAUUUAUCUUAUUUGAUUGGCAAUUGCCAUUGUGUAUAACUGUAUUUAGAUCGUUAAAACAGGAACGCUCAAAACUAGUAAGUAUAGACAAUUCCGAUAAGACUACAUGUAUUUUAUUAGUCCUCGUAUAACUGCAAACUAAGAUAUUUUUGGCACUACAAAAUUCACGUGUCUGACGUAUUUACAGUCAAGAGCAGAACGUUUAAAAACAACAGCAGAGAUAGACAUUAUGCUUAUAUUUUUGUUAUUGGUGGGCCUCAAAAGGGCACAGUUCACCCGCAGAACCGAGAAAACUUUAAAUGCGGAUCGGUUAACCCGAAAUAUAUAUAUGCUUAAUGCUAAAGGUAACUAAGAACCAGAGAUAUUUGUGUAGUUUCACGUAGAGCCAAGUCAUGGCAAAAAUUAGCCUUCCAGUAGAAUCUACAAAAAUGUAAAAUUCAGAGUCGCGUAUUUACAAGACGAUGUGUAAAGUUGAAUAUACAUAUAGCCCAAAAAGAGCGUGUUGUAUAUAUGAAACCAAGCAUCGAAAACUCCGACCCUUAUCUAUUUAACCAGACUGAUGUGCUAUUGCUGGCACGCUGUAGGACCUCUCGAAAACCGUUAAUGUACAAAUCUGCCGAGGGUAAGGUACCCGUGAGAAUUCAAAUUAAGUUUAGACCUCGUGUGCGCCAAACGAAGGAUGUGUAUAUGGAAAAAAUUGAAUAUAAUGGCAAGUCAUGUUAUGUUCAUUUGCCCCCAUUGCGCGAAAGCAGGCACGUUACGUCCUUCAAUAAAAUGCACAACUGUAUAGUUUACAAUACCACUAUCUUCAAGGUACCGUACCCAGCGUCCCAGUUCAACUUCUCUGCUUCUCUCAACUUAUUCCUUUCUGUUUAAACUCUGCUGCGAUCUUCGCUGCGAAAGGCCGCGUAUUUACCACUGGGCUGGCCCUUGAAUACGCUAAAAAAUUCCUUGAACGAUGUGGGUCUAUUUUUACUCUGAGUAUGUGAUUACAAAAAAUAUUCACAUUCGUAAGCAAAGUAGAUUUCCAUAGUUAAAUAGCCUGUACCCAUAAUGGGUUUUGGCAUGGCGUGUUCUCUAAUUAGUCGUCGACCUUGUCAUAAUCCAUAUUGUUGCAUCCAUAGUAUUCGCCUAAAGUACGUGCCACGGCUGAAGCUGACACGCGUGCAUCUUUGACAGAAAGGCACGAACACUACUCAAAUUAGAUGACACGCCCAAGUACAGGCACGAUUGCUUUUUUACACUUUGGUUAUAAAAGCUAGCCGCCGCCGCCGCUCAUUGCACUUAGUCAGGUAAGGCCAUAAUUUUAUGGCCAUUUUACCUACAUUUGUGAAUAUUUGCGCCGUUUUUGCAGAAAUCUACUCAGCAUUAGGAAGCAAAGAAACAAACUAGUACCUUAUGCAAGUAGAUAAUCUAAUAAGAACCAGAACGGAACCGUAAACGAAAACCGAAGUAAUAAGUAUUGUAAUACGAAUAUCGAUGACGAAAGUAGGCAGUUAUACCGCUUAUCGGUGCUUUGUGGCUGGUCCACGUAAAUACGUGUACGGCGAUAUACCGUUUCGAUUAAUGAAUAAAGGUCAGCAGAACGUCACUGAAUUCAGUCAAAUGAAAACGCUCGAGUUGUGAUCAAAAAGCAAGUCAAAAUGUUGACAAACAGUAAUCAUAUGCAGGAAUAAUUGUGCGUCACUUUUUUCUUUCUAUAACAGUACUAGCUACGAACAAAGUUUGGACUACCAGUAAGUUCUUGUCUCAUGAACGAAAUAAAAAACAAUCAACAAGUAAGUGACAAGUUAGCUAAAUACUGUGAAAAUGUAUAUUAUGUUUAUUAACAAAUCAAAACGAAUUUACUUUAUCUUCUAGGAAUCAAGAACGUAAUAAAAGAUAACUAGAAAAACGUUAGAGGCUUUUGAGUUCGCAUGUAGUUUGAAGGUUUGCAACGUUUUUAAAAAUUUAGUUAAGAUUCAUUCAGUUCUGUGAAAAUUUGUAUUUCUAUAGGUUGUUCAUCUAAAAUAACCUGAUUUGAAAAAAAAAGCUAACAAUAACGGGAAAAUUUGCACUUGUACAUUUUAUAGGGAUAAAGUAUUUCUUUUUCUCGAAUAAUAUCAUGUAUUGGUAAAAAAAAAACAACUCCAAGAGCAUAACGUCCUGUUCAGACAUUUGAUGAUUGAGAUUCACGUAUACAUAAUGUGUGUGCGUAAGUCACGUUGCCUUUACAGGCUGCACUAUCUACGAUAGUCAAAGUUCAUUCGUUGAAACCAUGAAAAUUAUGGUUCCUCUAAUACUAAAUAAAUGUGUUACAUUAGAGGUACCCUUACCGAGUUUCAAGCUCAUCGAAGGGUACAAUGAGUAAAAUAGAUUUCAAAUUUGUGUAUUUUAUCGUAAUGAAUCUUGUUGGUAUUUCACUAAUUGUUUCAGUCUGUCAAGGCGGUGUUAUGCCCUUAUCCAUUGCCAUAAAUUUUCUGAUCCCAACAUUGCAUAGUUAAAGAAUGUACUUUAGGUGCAUAAUAGUUCUAUUGGGACGUAUUAAAUGCAAGCCCUUAUCGAUAUUUAUUGUUGAAAAUUCUGGGCCUCUGGGUUAAUAAAUAAAUAACUUGGUACAUGAAAACGAGUUCUAUUCUAAGAUCAAUCAAAUGACAUCUAGCAAGGAUAUUGCCAAAAAAGCGUCGCAGUGUACGUAUAUGCUACCUUAUUUGGUUACAUGCAUUGCGUAAUAUAUCUCAUUGGCAAGGUUUAAACUAGCAAUCUCUGAUUUUUGCAGUCAAAAAGUUAGUCGUUCAACAGCGGCAACAGAUACCACGGUGCCAAAACAAAAGACUGAAACUGGCUAUAAAUAUACAUGCGAGUCGUUCUUAAUUUUGUAAAUGAGCGCUGAAGGAAUUAAAUUUAGGACAUAGAAUCUGUAUCUCACACUGGUCUACCAAAUUUUUUAAUCUUUGGGAAAAAGAAUUGAGCCGGUCUUGAAGCAGUCUAUUUGUAGUACUGAUGCUAUUAAGAUAUUCUCACUGUUAUUAUUAUUAGCUAAGUUAUCUUGCUAUUCCCUGCGCAAAUAAGGGAACAAUUGAAGCAUUAUAUUUUUCGAUCGAAGCAUGUUUAUUAACGUACUUCGAUUGUCGUUUAAGAUUAUAAUUGACUUAGCUCGGUUACACACUCGUUUCGGAUAUAUAAUAUCAAAGAAAAAUAAUUUACACAACUUUAAAUAAUUUAUAUACAUAUAUAUAUAUAUAUAAUAUAUAUAUAUAUAAGUUUAUUAACUGCUAGAAUAAAUCAACAAUUAUGUGCCAUGCAAUCGCAUUUGUGAGACAAAAUGUAAUGGCUGGGAGAAUACGCUUAUAACAAAACCUGGAAAUACGGACAUACAUUUGUUGUGAUUACGGUGUAUUGAAAGAUGUCGACAAAUUUAAAGAUUUAGUAAGUAAGCAUGAACUUAAAAGAAAGCUAAUGCUAACAAGGGGCGGUUUUAUUUACAACUUUACUAUAUAACAUUAUUACAGCUAUACUUACUAUAUAUUAUUCCAGCGCUGUGUUUUCAA
This is a messenger RNA of Varroa destructor (honeybee mite), 6892 nucleotides long. Its product is annotated as nose resistant to fluoxetine protein 6-like. The record is from RefSeq and is a predicted model, not a curated record. Lineage: Eukaryota; Metazoa; Arthropoda; Arachnida; Mesostigmata; Varroidae. Gene Ontology annotation, molecular function: acyltransferase activity, transferring groups other than amino-acyl groups.